This is a messenger RNA of Oppiella nova, 984 nucleotides long. NCBI's taxonomy places the organism in Eukaryota, Metazoa, Arthropoda, Arachnida, Sarcoptiformes, Oppiidae. The record is from the annotation of a GenBank genome assembly.
AUGACUACUGGACACAAACUGCGAGUCAAACGUGACAUUCAAUGCAUUUGUAUGCGCUGGCCUUUGGUUCGCAACAAAUCGUUCACUUUUUUCCAGUCGAUAGCCAUUCGUCUGAUGAGGAGAUAUACGUCGAGUGGGUGUUCUAAAAGUGAGCCAUCGGUGUCCUCUUUCAGUGCAAUUCAGUUCAAACUCAACGAGUUGUCUGUCAGUCGUCUUAAGCGAGAAUUGAGGACCUCUUCGGACACCAAAUAUUCACUCAACGACUCAAUCAUUGCUUUCUCUCGCGCAAACCCAAUGUCGACCGAAAAGACAGCCAAAUAUCCGGAAAUGCAUUACUUCUUAAACGAGUUGGAGAGUGAUGUGGUAUUCAUAGUGGAGGAACAGAGACUCCCGGCCCGCAAAUUCAUGAUGGAACUCAGGAGUGAGGUCUUUAGGGCCAUGUUUUCCGAGAAAUACCGAGAAAUGCCGAGAAAUUUCCGGGAGUCCACUGCGAAGGAAGUGGUCAUUGAAGACACCACUUAUAAAGCCUUCAAAAUAAUGCUUAAAUUCCUAUACACCGAGCUCCUGGCGUUCAAUGACGACAACGACAUAGGACUCAUCGGUGAUGUCCUCACACUCGCCGACAGAUAUCAAUUGGAUCGACUGUUUGAGAACUGUGAACAGCACUUGAUGUCUAUGUUAACCAUGGAUAACAUGAAAGUGGUAUCGAAAAUGGUUUCACCGAAAAUGGUUUUCGGUUACCGGUUGAUUAAACUGAAGGCAUACAUGGAGGAGUUCUUUGACAAGAAUUACACCGAAAUCUUAGCCAAAGACCAGAAGGUGUUGAAUAAGAUCAACACAUCGACGGAUAAUCUGUUGUUUGAAGUGAUGGCCAAAAACUUUCGCAAAGUUGAUAACUGUAUGCGGAGGAUUGGCUACAAUUUAGACAAUAUUGACAUCAAUGAAUACGAUAACGCUGAUGUGGAUUACUUUGAUGUCAAAUGA